CACAUCCAGCCUCUAAUAAGAUUAGAAUAACAGUUGAAUAUACUUCCUUUCGAGGGCGGUCGCAGCUUCGACCAGACGUAAUGUGCUGGAUAACCCUAAGCCCGGUCAUGAAACGAAGGCUUCAUCCUCGCCGGAAAUACCGCCACCAUCAUCAUAAUCCUUCCGUCGAAGAGCUUAUUCAAAUCUCGAGCGACAACCCAAUUGCGACAACUGCAUACCCAAGCUAUCGCCAACAAAGAGUCCGCAUCAUCACCCCGACACUCCCCAUUCACUCCGACCACCACCAUGACAGAUACCACCAUCCCCAUCAUCGUCCACAUAUUCCUCCGGAUAAACUACAUGGGCACGGUCAGAAAAGGGUGCCGCCUCCUCCGCCUCCAAGUCCAUGCUCAGAAAGAGUGCGUGUGACAAUCUCUGAAUCCUCAGGUCCUCGAGUGAGGGGGGCGAGAUACGGGACAGUAAUUGCGGAGCCUGGAAGACAAGAUAUCAGAGAGACAACGAGGGUUGCGUUAAGAGAAGCUACGCCAGCGUGGGAUAGAGGACGGCUGAGAAGGGUAGCGGGAUAUGAAGUCUUGAGCGCGCAAGUGCCGUGGGGUUGGGACUGUGUUAGUAGCACGGCAGGGAGUGGCACACGGAGAAGGGAGGGAAGAAGAGGGUUGAGAUAUCCACCGUUUGGGCCAGCGAGUAGUUGGAUGUGAGAGAUAAUAGUUCUAGUUACGGCGCCUUUUCGCCUAACGUGGAGCAUGACAAGAGAAGAGUUGAACCAUUAAAUAUCUUGCUAGAAUCGGGGAGAACAUUAAUAAGAUGCAAGGUUGUCUUGAAUUACUGCACUGUCAUGUUCGGUGGUAGAGGGAGAACGAUGCAGUAGUUUAUUCGCUUUUGUGGACUUAAAAUAGUAUUGUGGUGGUCUGUCAUGAGUCGGUGUUGGCAGACGUGGGUUCGCGAUGGCGAUGGCGAUGGCGAUGAAGGAGUGAAGGAGGGAAGGC
Molecule: messenger RNA, 986 nt
Organism: Lindgomyces ingoldianus
Lineage: Eukaryota; Fungi; Ascomycota; Dothideomycetes; Pleosporales; Lindgomycetaceae
Exons: 1
Coding region: 81-698 (205 amino acids)
Source: RefSeq, a predicted model, not a curated record